Molecule: messenger RNA, 1185 nt
Organism: Brassica oleracea var. oleracea
Lineage: Eukaryota; Viridiplantae; Streptophyta; Magnoliopsida; Brassicales; Brassicaceae
Product: 14-3-3-like protein GF14 psi
Exons: 5
Coding region: 179-952 (257 amino acids)
Biological process (GO): signal transduction
Cellular component (GO): cytoplasm
Source: RefSeq, a predicted model, not a curated record
UCAAUCACCUUCAACAUGCGACACUUGUCAGCCAACCAUUGGAUGUUUUAACUCAACGCCUCGAAAACAGUGUGAUUCCAUUUUCGCAUUAUAUCAGAUUCAGUUUCUCUCCGUAUUCCAAAUUUCAAACCACCACUCAGAUCUUUAGACGAAGAACGAAGGAUUGUUGAAAUCGAAGAUGUCAUCAUCACGUGAAGAGAAUGUGUACAUGGCGAAACUAGCCGAGCAAGCCGAGCGUUACGAAGAAAUGGUCGAGUUCAUGGAGAAAGUUGCUAAAUCUGUUGACAACGAAGAGCUCACUGUUGAAGAGAGGAACCUUCUCUCCGUUGCUUACAAGAACGUGAUUGGAGCCAGGAGGGCUUCGUGGAGGAUCAUCUCUUCCAUUGAGCAGAAGGAAGAGAGCAAAGGGAACGAGGAUCACGUUGCUAUCAUCAAGGACUACAGGGCCAAGAUCGAAGCUGAGCUUAGCAAAAUCUGCGAUGGAAUCUUGAAUGUUCUUGAAGCUCAUCUCAUUCCAUCUGCUUCGCCUGCUGAGUCUAAAGUGUUUUACCUUAAGAUGAAGGGAGAUUAUCACAGGUAUCUUGCUGAGUUUAAGGCUGGCAACGAGAGGAAAGAUGCUGCUGAAAGCACUUUGGUUGCUUACAAGUCUGCUCAGGACAUUGCCACUGCUGAGUUGGCUCCCACUCACCCGAUCAGGCUUGGUCUUGCACUCAACUUCUCUGUGUUUUACUAUGAGAUCCUUAACUCGCCUGACCGUGCCUGCAGCCUCGCCAAGCAGGCUUUUGAUGAAGCAAUCGCUGAGUUAGACACGUUGGGUGAGGAAUCAUACAAGGACAGUACACUGAUCAUGCAGCUUCUCAGAGACAAUCUCACUCUCUGGACUUCGGACAUGACAGACGAAGCAGGAGAUGAGAUAAAGGAGACGUCGAAGCCAGAAGGUGCUGCAGAGUAAAGCUGAAGACUGAGGAGUGGUUUUAUGAAUGGUAUAAACUUCGUAGAAGGUUAUGUGAUAAUUCUGAGUGAGAGAUGGUAGCUCAGAACUCGUACCAGUUGCACUUUUAUUGUUUGUUUUGUUUAUUUCGUAACAAUUUGAAAUCCACUGUGCGAAUUUGCGAUUGAUUCCUCCUUUAGGUUCCUCGAAAUUUCCUAUUUUUCAAUGAAAUCAAAACAUGCAGUUUCUGCUCU